AUGGCAGGUAGAAUGGAUUUCUUCAACAAUUCACAAGAUCCAUUCAAUGGUGAUUUAAUGGAAGUACUUGAACCUUUUAUGAAGAGUUCUUCCACUACUACACCUUCCUCAUCUUUUUCUACAUCAACACCCUCUUCUCUAAAUUCACACCUCCCUUCAACUUCAUCUCCAUUUUACUCUUUUACCCCUACCUAUUUCCAACCCUCUUUUUCUUCACCUUCUUUUCCUCCUCCACAGCCCAAUUUCUACACAGAAAAGGGUUAUUGUUCAUCCAUGAUGAAUUAUCAAUUUCCCUCGGGUAAUUCUUCAUCAACCAGCCAAAAUUUCAUAGGCUUUGAACAACCACAACCAAGUUCUGCAAUCGGGCUAAACAACUUAACUCCCUCUCAAAUCAAUCAGAUCCAAACCCAGAUCCAGUUUCAGUCUCAACAAAUCAAUCCAAAUUUGAGCUUUCUUGGGCCUAAGCCCGUCCCGAUGAAACAGCCUGGUGUACCUCCAAAGCCGACGAAGCUUUACAGAGGUGUAAGGCAGAGACAUUGGGGAAAAUGGGUGGCCGAGAUAAGAUUGCCCAAGAACAGAACAAGGCUCUGGCUUGGUACUUUUGAUACUGCUGAAGAAGCUGCUUUGGCUUAUGAUAGAGCUGCUUAUAGAUUAAGAGGUGAUUUCGCUAGGCUUAAUUUCCCAAACAUGAAGGACCAACAAGGUUUGUUUGGUGAAUUUAAGACUUUGCAUUCGUCUAUUGAUGCUAAACUUGAUGCUAUUUGUGAGAGUUUAGGCAGUGAUGAAGCGAAGAAAUCAGAGAAAGUGGAGAAAAAAGUGAAACUAUCUAAGAAGUGUGUGAAAAAAGAGGCUCAGGUUCAAGUUCAAGUUCAACCGAUUGUUGUUGAGAAUGAUGAUAAUAACAACAACAAGAAGGUUGUUGUUGAAAGCUCUUUGUGUUGUUCAAGUGAAGGUUCUGAUGAUUCUUCUCCUCUUUCUGAUCUUACUUUUGGUGAUUCUGGUGAGCCACAGUGGGGAAAUUUUAAUCUGCAGAAGUUUCCUUCUUAUGAGAUUGAUUGGGAUUCUCUUUGA
Molecule: messenger RNA, 1071 nt
Organism: Lathyrus sativus (Indian pea)
Lineage: Eukaryota; Viridiplantae; Streptophyta; Magnoliopsida; Fabales; Fabaceae
Source: the annotation of a GenBank genome assembly